This is a messenger RNA of Nymphaea colorata (pocket water lily), 542 nucleotides long. RefSeq lists its product as uncharacterized. NCBI's taxonomy places the organism in Eukaryota, Viridiplantae, Streptophyta, Magnoliopsida, Nymphaeales, Nymphaeaceae. The transcript has a single exon. Bases 69 to 413 code for a protein of 114 amino acids. The record is from RefSeq and is a predicted model, not a curated record.
GUAGAGUGGCCCCUGCACUCGCUUGUCGCCCCGCGCUCCUCGACAGUCAGGGCAGAGUCCGGCAUCCGAUGGCGAAACCACCUUCCCCCAGGCAGCCGAUGUCCCGCCGAGCAGCUGCAGCGGUGGACGCAGCCUCCUGGUACUGCGCUGUGGCGGUGGUCGCCCUCAUCUUGUUGGCGCUCUUCCAUCAAGACCGGCCGGGCGGAGCAGUAGCCGCAGAGGCAGCGGUGGCCGUCUCGGGCCGGCCCUGCGACGAGAUAUACGUGGUCGAGGAAGGGGAGACGCUGCACACCAUUAGCGACAGGUGUGACGAUCCUUUCAUUGUGGAAAGGAAUCCUCACAUCCACGACCCCGAUGAUAUCUUCCCCGGUCUUGUUAUUAGGCUCUCUCCUUCCACCUCCACCAGGAGGUGAUGGUGUUUUAGCUCAAUGGCUUCCUGUGUUUCUCCUUUUUCUCAAUGUGAAAAUCCAGUCUAGCUGGGAGAAAUAAUCAUAUAGAGAAAGAACAAAAAGGGUAAUAAGAGAUACAAUUCGACAGCUCCA